CGUCCAGUAUCUGGCUCCAACUGCCUUGUAAUUGCACCGGUAGGGAGGAGUGUUUUUAAUGGAGUCCCCGCCUCAAGGAGCAAAACUGCCGUGACCGGCCGAACUCCAAGACUUAAAUGACAGCAACUAUCUCAGAAGCGUGUCCAUCAGUGGCAUAUCCAGACGUACACAUCAUCAAGAGAUGAUCCUUGCCAUGCAGAGAAAGGAAAAUGCGACGUUUUGAAGUGAAUGAUGUGGUAGAAAUGUUUGGUCACAUCAUCGAGUCGUGGUUCAUACCCUCGGGGGAGAACGCCGCCGCACUCGUUGCAAAAUUGAUGCAACUUGCUGCAAUAUUGAGCCUGCUGUACUCGGAUCAGUGUCAAAAACUCGCAGACCUAGCCAAGCCGUCAGAUGAAUGGAAUCAGUCUACGUGUGGCGCCUUCUUAAUGUUCCGUACCAAUGCUACACUCUUGGAACUACGAGGUUACUGGGAACGCUAUCUUCGCACGGAUCGCAUGUCUGAACAAAGCAAGCGGCGUCUCCAGACUCGCGGCCGCCGAGGACAGCUUAGUGUCAUAUCUUCAAUGUGCACUUACGGCACUGAUCCGAUACUACCAUUCCAUCUCGCCGCAACGGUGUCUGCCGUUUCUGACGAUUAUGAGCGGAUCCUGACUGCGGAGACGGUGGUAAUCUUGGCGAAGAUACAGCUUAAAGAGUGGUCGGGUGGCUUAGGACUGGAAUGCAAUCUUUGCAUCCGGCAGGCAAGGCAAUGGCAGGAACUGAAAUCGACAUUGGAAUAUGCGCUUUACCAUGAGAAAGAGAUUUAA
Molecule: messenger RNA, 806 nt
Organism: Guyanagaster necrorhizus
Lineage: Eukaryota; Fungi; Basidiomycota; Agaricomycetes; Agaricales; Physalacriaceae
Exons: 7
Coding region: 210-806 (198 amino acids)
Source: RefSeq, a predicted model, not a curated record